Molecule: messenger RNA, 835 nt
Organism: Morone saxatilis (striped sea-bass)
Lineage: Eukaryota; Metazoa; Chordata; Actinopteri; Moronidae
Gene: manbal
Product: mannosidase beta like
Exons: 3
Coding region: 217-477 (86 amino acids)
Cellular component (GO): membrane
Source: RefSeq, a predicted model, not a curated record
CACAUCUGUAACGUCACUUCCGUUAAGCGGAUUGUUGUUUUUUUUUCCUUCCUUUGAAAGAUCAUUUAGCAUUUUCCCUUAAUAGUGGUUUCACAGCUUUAUUUGUUUUACCCCCACAAUAAGUUUAAUGUUUAUAUUCCUGUAAAGACAAAGAAGAGUUCACUGUUCCCGCCGCCGAUAGUCCCUGAAGAUUACCACAGACCAAACAGCAGCAUCAUGUCUGCAGAACUGGACCUGUCCCCUCCAGAGGUCCCUGAACCCACCUUCCUAGAGAGCCUGCUGCGCUAUGGGCUGUUCCUGGGCGCCAUCUUCCAACUCAUCUGCAUCCUGGCUGUCAUCUUCCCCACAUCCAAGGGACAUGAACACGAGGAGACCGAGUCCACCGAUGGCAGGGCCACUGAACAGAUGAAGAAACCUAAAGGACCGGCACCUCAGAUUCGACAGAAACCAAAGAAAGAGAGCAAAAAGAAGCGAUAGAUUAGUGCUGCUGUGUGUGAGUGUGUAAGUGAUACUUGCUUGUGGGACUGUGUGCGUGUGUAGUUAUCAGUGAGUCAACAUUGGCGGUUACCAGUUAUCACUACAGAUGUAUGAAACACUACUGUAAUAAGAUGACCGUAAUAAAUGACGUGCAUUUGAGACACUUCAGAAUGACCUUUGAACCUGUUCACAUUCAACACAAUAUUACAAAGACCAAAUUGUAUGGCGCUUGCUGAUUGUUUAUACAGCUACAUGUUUUAUUGGGUAUAUUUGGUUUCUUUUAUAAUUGAAUAUCAUUGAUUGAAUUGUAUUUGAAUUGCAUCAGACAAAUAAAUACACUGUGCAGUCAUUCACCAUA